GGAGCCACCCACACUGGGCGCAGCUGUACGCCGCACCACACCGUAGCAUCUCUCAAUACGCAAAGCCCAGCAGCAUAUUCAGCUCUUGCAGAGGAAUAUGGUGACGAGGCACAGCCAAUGAUUGCGAGCUUUCGAUGAGGAAGAAGAAAAAAGAUCAAAAACUGAAGAUUGAAGAUGGCUUUUGGUGAAGACAAUUUAAAAGGUUUCCUUUUGGCAUUGAUGUCAAGCGUGUUUAUCGGUGCCAGCUUUAUCAUCAAGAAGAAAGGACUCCGACGGGCUGCUGCUGCUUCCGGUGUUAGAGCUGGUGUUGGUGGGUUUUCUUAUCUCUUGGAGCCUCUUUGGUGGCUUGGUAUGAUCACAAUGAUUGUGGGAGAAGUCGCCAAUUUUGUGGCGUAUGCAUUUGCCCCGGCUGUUCUUGUUACUCCCCUUGGUGCAUUAAGUAUUAUCGUAAGUGCUGUGUUGGCUCACUUUAUCUUGCAUGAGAAGUUACACCAGCUAGGAAUUUUGGGAUGCUUAAUGUGUAUAGCCGGCUCUGUCGUAAUUGUUAUCCAUGCACCACAGGAGACUCCUAUCACUUCAGUUCAGGAAAUUUGGGGCAUGGCAACCCAACCAGCUUUUUUACUUUAUGUGGGCUCAGUAAUUGUGUUGGUGUUCAUUCUGGUCUUCCACUUUGCACCACGAUGUGGCAAUACAAAUGUGUUAAUUUUCACAGGCAUUUGUUCGUUAAUGGGUUCUCUCUCGGUGAUGAGUGUUAAAGCACUUGGAACUUCACUGAAAUUAACCUUUGAGGGAAAGAACCAAUUACUAUAUCCUCAGACAUGGUUUUUUAUGUUAGUUGUGGCCAUAUGUGUCAUCACUCAGAUGAAUUAUCUGAACAAGGCACUUGACACAUUCAAUACUGCAGUUGUAUCUCCGAUUUAUUAUGUCAUGUUCACAUCAUUCACAAUCCUUGCCAGUGUAAUAAUGUUCAAGGACUGGGAUGGCCAAAGUGGGGCAAACAUCAUAUCGGAAAUAUGUGGCUUUGUAGUUGUGCUUUCUGGGACCAUUUUGCUACACACAACCAAAGACUUCGAGAGAAGUUCUUCUUUUAGAGGUGGCUAUUCAUCUUUAUCCCCUGCAUUAUCACCUGUAUCUCCGACAUUAAGUACCCGACUCUGCAGUGGGAAUGGGGAAGUAAUGCGGCAUGAUAAUGAUGCGCCACAUCCUGAGGAAACUUGUUUCAGAAGACAAGAAAUGUACUAGAUGUCUACCUCCCGAGAAGCGAAAUUCAAAUUUUAGAAACUGAAAGAGAUCCCAACAGGUGUUUUGACAUGAUUUCUGUUUGGAUCCAAGUGUAAUUGGGGGAAUAUCUUCAAAACUCAUACGAGUAUUUACCUCAUCAAAUUGCGAGUUUCGACAGGUUUUUCAUUACUGAGAUUUCUUGUGAGGAGGUAUGAGAUAGAAGCAUUACCAUAAACAGUCCAUACUUUGUACAGUGUGUAAAAUUGCUGGCAUUUUUUGAAUUGUUGGUUUAUUCAACUCAAUGAAUAAAAAGCUGAGAUGGUUGUAAAAAGGCCACUUCCGAUCCCUGGGAACACCAAGAAGCCUGGAAUUUUUGGUUGACGAAGCUGAAGGCUACUUCAUCAUUUGAGAUUGAGCUUUAAAGAAGAUAGAGUGAUUAUGUUUGAUAUUUUGGGUGUCUUGCCUUUCCAUUGACAAGAAGAAGAAGCAAAAUUCUUGUGCAGUAUUCUUGCCUAUUUGUUCUAGUUUUAUAGAGCUUAUUCAUCAUAAAGAACAACAAAUAAAUAUAUAUGAUUUAUUCAUAGUGAUUUAGCCAAGCCUAGUCAUGACUCAUGAGCAAUUUUGUUUCAUUUUUUUGAUUUAAGAUUGGAUAUGGUUUCCAUUUUGAGUUUAUGAACUGAGAAAAGAGAGAGAUAAACAUGGAGUUGGGGAGAUAC
Molecule: messenger RNA, 1937 nt
Organism: Pistacia vera
Lineage: Eukaryota; Viridiplantae; Streptophyta; Magnoliopsida; Sapindales; Anacardiaceae
Product: probable magnesium transporter NIPA6
Exons: 9
Coding region: 175-1242 (355 amino acids)
Biological process (GO): magnesium ion transport
Cellular component (GO): membrane
Molecular function (GO): magnesium ion transmembrane transporter activity
Source: RefSeq, a predicted model, not a curated record